GAAAGUUUUAUUGUACAAAACACUUUAUUCUUUACUAUUACUUUCAUUUAUCGGAGAAGUUUCUUCAAGAAUUUUCUUCCAAUUGUAUUGUAAUUUUUAAUUGUAUUCGGUGCCCCGCAUUCAUUAAAUACCGAGGUCGAUACUUCCGCGCGUUCCUUCUACCACGCGACGGUCAAGUACGCGGCCGAAGAGGUGAAGGCAAGUGACCGCUCAAGUAGCGCGAUGCAGAUCGAAAGAAAUCCAGUUUUGCUAUGACCGUUGGCUGGUAGACACAGAUCCUGAGAACGACUCGCGGAAUAGAUAGUCUCGAAAGGAACAGCCGCGUCUCCGCGAAGUGGACGUUUUUUCUUUUUUUUUUUCUUGUUUCACACACUGGACUAACUCGUCAUGGAAUUUCGCAUAUUUGUCAUGAUACUCUUAUGUGCAUCGUCCCAAGCCGAAAGCAACGAACGAUCCAGAAAUACAAAACCGGUUGCGAACGACAACGAAUCCACGCGAGGAGACGAGCCUCCGGAGGGAUAUUAUGCGUUCGUCGAAUCGCCGAACGCGGAACCACCUAGAGUUCGACCACCGCCGUAUAUUGACAGUGAUAAGGAAUGUUACGAUACUGGUAAACAAGGAAAGGGAUUUGUCUCGAUACAUAAUAUUUGCGGCGAUCUGAACAAAGGUUACGUUCCGCGAAAUCCAAUGAAACAAUAUGUAAAUGGUUCAUCGUAUCCUUUCGCGUUGAUAAAGAAUCACACUCUCAAGUUCCUCAGUAAGACGUUACCGAUUCUCAAAGCUGAUGACUCGUUACCAAAAGUUGCCAAAGUUCAUUCGGUGUCGCAGAAUUUUGUCGAUACGGACGACGAAGAAAAACUAGGAAGAAGCAGAAGAUCCAUUUCUCUGGACUCGACGUCGGACUCUAGUCGAAGCGGUCGCAAGUUUUGCGACAACGGGAGCGGAGUAGUAUGCAUGUUAUACAAGGCGAUUCAAGGCGAGCCACUUGCGUCGUCGGCGCCGACCAUCGAACGACGGGAUGAACCAACGUCCGAUUAUCGACGUGGGGAACGCGUGCCGUCGGAAAAGCCGGAAUAUACGGGCCCGCCAACCCCAUGCCCGGCCAAGGUUGAAUACGCAACACCCGUCUUUGCCAAAAACUAUCAAGGUGUUUGGAGAUACGUGGUUCAGAUACCGUACGAAGGCUAUUUCACACAGACCAUCGAGCUCACCAGAUGCAUGCAAUCGAGGUGUCAUUACUUGGACGGUGGAUGCUUAUCGUCGCCGAGAUGGACGAGCUUAUUGGUCGCUGAGAUUUUUUAUCCCGACACCUUCUUAGAAGAUAAUCAAGGGGUUGGUGUUGGUAUCGGGUCCGGCACUCGGGAUCCCGUUGCCGGAUCGCCGCCACCGGUUCAUGAUUUCCAGAAUUAUCAGCAAUAUCUGCAGAAACGUGCGAGCACCGGAGAAGCACGUAGCGGUGGUGGUGGUGCUCAGCAACAUCACUGUGACGGUGUCGACGAAAUGGGUUGCUUCCAAGUACGAUUGUAUUACGAUUGGUUCUUGGUGCCAGGAAGCUGCAAAUGUUGGCGACCAGAUUAUUUUAAUCGAUACGUUCGUCGCAGCGGCUCUAGUGUUGAAUUAUGAUGAGUUUCACAAGACAGUUCUCUCUGUUUUAUUCUGAAAAGAUUUGUGGGAAGUACAUUAUAUUUUUUUUUUGUUACGAUCGUUGUUUUAUGAGAGUGUACGAAGUAGUUGGAGCGACUUCGCUCGAGUCGUGCGAAAUAGCGCUCAUAGUCACUAGACGUGCACGCAAAUCUGAUUCACUCUUGCGCUCUGUCAAAAAACAUAUUGUAAACAAAUCGAAUGUAUUUUAAAUUAUAUCUUCGACAUAAUCAAUUAUCAUGACAAUAAGUAUGCCAGACAUAAAGUUAAUUUAAGAGAUAUAAAUCUAAUAGGUACGAUAAGUGACUAAAAAAGAAUUGUAAGAACACAAACUACG
Pseudomyrmex gracilis is the source of this 1978-nucleotide messenger RNA. RefSeq lists its product as uncharacterized. Gene Ontology annotation, cellular component: extracellular region. Gene Ontology annotation, biological process: regulation of Toll signaling pathway; central nervous system formation; innate immune response. The coding region runs from base 388 to 1623 and encodes 411 amino acids. The record is from RefSeq and is a predicted model, not a curated record. Gene Ontology annotation, molecular function: growth factor activity; Toll binding. The transcript is spliced from 8 exons. NCBI's taxonomy places the organism in Eukaryota, Metazoa, Arthropoda, Insecta, Hymenoptera, Formicidae.